UGGGACGCAGCUGAUAUUUAUCCCAAAUAAAUCAAACUACAGCCCGGAGCCCGGCGGCAGUGACAGGCCGGCGGUAGAGAGAGUGUCGGAGCUGCCGUGGUUGUGUGUUUGUGUCCGGGCAGUGGAGGCGAAGAGGAGCGGUGUAACUUCGCAGGGCUGUUCUUCCAGAGGGAGGAAGUUUGCGGUGGCGAAGGAAACAUAAUCGGAAACCGGGGAGGGCCGAAAUAUCCCGACAUGGAGGACUCCGGGUCGGCCCUGGAGAAAAAUGUGGCUGACCUCACGGUGAUGGACGUGUACGACAUCGCCGCCGUGGUGGGCCAGGAGUUCGAGCGGAUUAUAGAUCAAUACGGCUGCGAGGCUCUGUCCAGGCUCAUGCCCAAAGUGGUGCGGGUGCUGGAGAUCCUGGAGGUGAUGGUGAGCCGGAGCAGCAUCACUCCCGAGACCGAGGAGCUGCGGCUGGAGCUGGACAAGCUGCGGCUGGAGAGACUUGACCGGCUGGAGAAGGAGAAGAAGCACAAGAAGGAGCUGGAGCUGGUGGAGGACGUGUGGAGAGGAGAAGCUCAGGAUCUGCUCUCCCAGAUCGCCCAGCUGCAGGAGGAGAACAAAACUCUCCUCACUAACAUGUCCAUCAAAGACCCGCUGAGUGAGGAGGACCUGCAGAGGCACGAGGGUAUGACGGAGAGAGAGAAGCAGGUGAUGAAGAAGCUGAAAGAAGUGGUGGACAAGCAGAGAGACGAGAUCCGAGCCAAGGACCGCGAGCUCACGCUGAAGAACGAGGACAUAGAAGCACUCCAGCAGCAACAGUCUCGCCUCAUGAAGAUCAACCACGACCUGCGUCACAAAAUCUCGGUGGUGGAGGCUCAGGGCAAAGCGCUGAUCGAGCAGAAGGUGGAGCUGGAGGCCGGCGCUCAGGCGCGGGGACAGGAAGUCGGCGCCCUUCGGCAGGAAGUCACACGCCUGAGGGAGCGGCUUCAGGGAGAGCUGCCCGCCCAGAGCCGCGGUCCCGAGGAGACCCCGCCUCAGCCCCCCUCACCUGCAGAGGAGGCGAUGUACGAUGAGGACAUGCCUGCUGUGUUCCAAUAUUUUACCAAGGAGGCGUUGUGCGAGGAGGAGACGGGGGGAGCCCUGGACCCGAAGGACCCCAACCGGCCGCGGUUCACGCUGCAGGAGCUGAGGGACGUCCUCCACGAGAGGAACGAGCUGAAGGCCAAAGUGUUCCUGCUGCAGGAGGAGCUGGCCUACUACAAAAGUGAUGAGACGGAUGACGAGAUGGUCACUCCGUCUCCGUCUCCCUCGCCUGAGCUGAGGACUCGCUCCCGAUCUACUGCCCAACCAGAGUCAGGAAUCAAACGCCUGUUUAGUUUCUUCUCACGUGACAAACAGCGGACUUCGCAGCGGAGUGCGCAGUUUGACGGCGGCUUCGGCUCGUGGGCGGGGAAAGACGACGUGUACACAGAACAGGCCCAGGAGGCGUUACAGCACAUGUAGUGGCUGCACACGGGGACUCCAAAACUCUUACUUAACACUCCAUGUUCAUCACUCGAGGCCAGCUUGUGAACCAGCGACUGCACAGCAAAGCACCACUAGUGACUCACACUGCAGCUGAAGCAUCAUGUGCUUUGAGGUGAGAGGACGGAGAGAAGAGUGAAUGGAUAGAGAAACCCCUCUACAGGUUUUAUUUAAACACAUGAGAAUUGUUGAAUAUAUCAGUGAGCAAUGGCACAUACAGACUGUUCGACUUUAAAGAUGCCUGAAGGGUU
Messenger RNA from Seriola dumerili (greater amberjack), 1760 nucleotides. It is a transcript of the gene rilpl1, whose product is annotated as RILP-like protein 1. Gene Ontology annotation, cellular component: cytoplasm; ciliary basal body. The transcript has 8 exons. Gene Ontology annotation, biological process: cilium assembly. The record is from RefSeq and is a predicted model, not a curated record. Lineage: Eukaryota; Metazoa; Chordata; Actinopteri; Carangiformes; Carangidae. Gene Ontology annotation, molecular function: protein dimerization activity. Bases 235 to 1488 code for a protein of 417 amino acids.